Messenger RNA from Thunnus maccoyii (southern bluefin tuna), 1846 nucleotides. RefSeq names its product CCN family member 5-like. Gene Ontology annotation, molecular function: heparin binding; integrin binding. The record is from RefSeq and is a predicted model, not a curated record. The transcript is spliced from 5 exons. Lineage: Eukaryota; Metazoa; Chordata; Actinopteri; Scombriformes; Scombridae. Gene Ontology annotation, biological process: cell adhesion; signal transduction. The coding region runs from base 6 to 1055 and encodes 349 amino acids. Gene Ontology annotation, cellular component: extracellular matrix; extracellular region.
AGGUGAUGAAGAUGGACAGAAGAGACGUCCAGCUGGUUUGCUCCGUGCUGCUGUGUAUCAUCACCCAGGUGUGGUGUCAACUGUGCGCUGGACCAUGUCAGUGUGCACACACCGUGCCACGCUGCCCUGCCGGGGUUCCUCUGACAUUAGACAGCUGUGGGUGCUGCCAUGUGUGUGCCAGACAAGAGGGCGAUGCCUGCACCGACCGGCUGCCCUGUGACACCCAACGAGGGCUGCAGUGUGACUACAGCGCCAGCUACCCUGGAGGGCCGGGACAGUGUGUCGAUCGGAACGAGCUGGGCUGUGAGCUGAAUGGCAGGCGUCUAGAGGAGGGGCAGGUAUUUCAACCUUCCUGUGCCCAACUGUGCUACUGCCUGGGAGGAGGGGUGACCUGCGUGCCUCUGUGCAGUGAUGACCUGCAGAGGCCUGCUGAUAAGUGCCCCAACCCUCAGCUGGUCCGACUGCCGGGGCGCUGCUGCAAAGAGUGGGUGUGUGACGGCCUGGACAACAGUAUUUCCUCAAAUCCAUCAGCAGCAGAGCAGGCACGUCAGGACUACGGGGGUGGGCUCUCUGUCCCGUCGCUUGGCCCCAUCCCAAACUGCAUCGAGUGGAGCACAGACUGGAGCCCCUGCUCCCACAGCUGUGGCCCAGGUGUCUCCUCCCGCAGCUCAAACAGGAACUGGGCUUGUCGGAUGCAGACUGAGACCAGGCUGUGCCAGGUCAGGCCAUGCCAGACUCUGCUGCCGGGGCUCCGAAGACUGCAGCCGGGGUCUGGAAUGUGCGAGAGCAGCUACAGUUCACCUCUGUCCAUUCAGCUUGAACACCAGGGCUGCUGGAGCACCAGGGCCUACCGUCCCAAGUUUUGUGCCUCAACCUGUCCGGAGGGACGCUGCUGCAGCCCCUCCCACACCAGGACGAUGUGGAUGGUUUUCCGCUGCCCCCAGGGCAAGAUCACCCAGCAGAAGGUGAUGAUGAUCGAGUCCUGCUCCUGCAGCAUCUCCAACUGCCACCAGUACCCAGCCACAGCAGCCCGGAGCCCCCUGCCCUGGCUGUGAGGUGUGACCCCACUUGUGAGAUAGAUGGGCAGGUCCCAUCUGUGAGGAAAACGGAGGAUGAAAAUUACCACAUGUACACACACAAGAAUGUGUCAGUGUAGAAAGUUGAGCCAGUGUUUCAAAAUUAUGGAAAUACUAUAAUCAGGAUGUGAAACUUGACUUUCGACCAAAGCUCUUGAGAUUUGAGAUUGUGUAUUGUGUAUAAAUUUGCACUCAUAUUUGAAAAUAUGUACUAAGAGUUGUGCAGUAAUCUGUAUCCAGAUUUUAAAACAACAACUUAUUCACAUUUCAUAUUAAUAUUUCAAUGUUCCUACAAAUUCUAAUGUCACCAUAUCCAGCCAUAGGAAUCCUGUCCACCUUUUGACAAACUCAGAUUUAUAUGGAGAUUUUAAAGGGGGCGUAUCAUGCACAUUUCCAGCUCUCUUUUUAUUCCAGGGCUUUACUUAAAUGUCUUUGUGUGAUUUACAGUUUAAAAAAACCCUAUAUAUCUUAUACUGUCCCCCUUACACAGCUCCUCAGUUCAGCCUCUGUCUGAAAUGCGCCGUUUUAGCUCCUGUCACUGUAAGGCCCCCCGCUUCCUUCUGGCAGUUCCAGAGGCAAUGUAAACAAACAAUAGUAGUAGAAUUUCACUCCUGUCUCUCAUUCAUUCUCAAAUUGGAACAUUCUCAAAUACAUUUGUAUAAGUUCGAGCCCAAAUGCUGGACAAUGUGGACAACACAUGAAACAACCUUAGCAACAACCUUAGCAACAAAGGUUAUGGAACGGAUGGCUGUUUGUGGGCAUGCGCAAAA